Messenger RNA from Trypanosoma theileri, 1341 nucleotides. Its product is annotated as endoplasmic reticulum oxidoreductin. Gene Ontology annotation, biological process: protein folding in endoplasmic reticulum. NCBI's taxonomy places the organism in Eukaryota, Euglenozoa, Kinetoplastea, Trypanosomatida, Trypanosomatidae. Gene Ontology annotation, molecular function: thiol oxidase activity; protein-disulfide reductase activity; FAD binding. The transcript has a single exon. The coding region runs from base 1 to 1341 and encodes 446 amino acids. Gene Ontology annotation, cellular component: endoplasmic reticulum; endoplasmic reticulum membrane. The record is from RefSeq and is a predicted model, not a curated record.
AUGUCAGCAAAAUGUACUUGGUUUAUUCUCCCUGUUUUUUUGGGAUUCCUUUGUUAUCUAUUAUUUCUGGGAGGACAGAAUGAAAGUGAUGUUUUGCGGGAUAAGAAGACCGUUAAUGAUCCUUUGACCAAUCAAGCUUCUAAUGUUAAUCAUUCUAAUCAUCCAUUAGAAGAUAGCUAUUGUUGCUGUACAAUGGAGGAGAUUAUAUCAGGAACGGAAGUUAUAGCAUCACUUUUGAAUAAUAUAACGAGUCGACCAUUUUUUCGUUAUUUCAAAGUAAAUGUGGAUAAGCCAUGUCCCUACUGGGCUGUGCAACUUUUAUGCAUAAGCGAGGAAAACAGUUGUCAAGUUUGUUCAUGUGAUGCGAAUGAUGUCCCUGAAGCGCUUAAAUAUCCUCAUGAUAUGAGUGAUCCUUCUGUGGUUGAAUCUCGUGUUUCCUAUGAAGGAGAAAAACAUCCUAAUAUGGAUUUGUGGGGAGUCUGGAAAGAUAGUGAUUCUGAGGCUACAUAUGUUGAUCUUCUUCAGAAUCCAGAAGCCAAUACUGGUUAUUCAGGACCUAUGGCAUCCCGCGUAUGGCAAGCCAUUUACAAAGAAAAUUGUAUGACUGAAGUAAAUCAAGAAGGUGAUUCCACUGAGGAGAAAGAAUGCAAAGAGGUUCAAGUUUUCCGCAAAUUGAUUAGUGGAUUACAAACCUCUAUUACGAUGCAUGUAGCAGCUUUUUUUCAUAAGGAUAAAGAAGGAAAAUCUCCACUUAUUGCUCUUGGUUUACUAAAAAAUCCAAAUAUGUCAUUUUUACCGAAUUGUGGUAUGUACCAACGUAUUACGAAGUCUCAAGAGUAUAUUGAUAAUCUUUAUGUCUUAUAUCAAUUUAUUCUUCGUGCUCUUGCAAAGGCGAAAAAUGUGUUUUUGUUGGAUUUAAAUGCUUUUAAUUCGGGCGAAGGUGGUAAGGCAACUGACGAAGAUAAAGAACUGCAUAAAGAACUUCAAGAAUUAUUUAACGAGCAUUUAUUGUGUUCUUCAACAUUUGAUGAAGCUAGGUUUUUGGAAUCACCAAUGGCUCGUAAACUUAUUCCUCAAAUGAAUAGGAUGAUGCUGAAUAUUACAACUCUUAUGGAUUGUGUUGCUUGUGAAAAAUGUCGUGUAUGGGGAAAAUUGGAGACUAUGGGUCUUGCUACGGCAUUUAAGAUAUUAAUGUUAUCUUCAGGUGAUACUUUGAAACUGAGUAGAGGUGAGGAGGUUUCACUCGUUAAUUUUGCUCGACAACUGGCUAUAUCCGUAAAAAGUGUUCAUUCCCUUGCAACGGUUUGCAAAGAACUUGAAGGUGCACAAAAAAAGAGUUGA